This is a messenger RNA of Rotaria sp. Silwood2, 1950 nucleotides long. The record is from the annotation of a GenBank genome assembly. NCBI's taxonomy places the organism in Eukaryota, Metazoa, Rotifera, Eurotatoria, Philodinida, Philodinidae.
AUGACGGCUACUGAACAGCAUACAACGGAUUUAUUUCGUCAUCAAAUACCAUCAACUGUGUCAUGUCUAUCAUCAAAUGUUGGUUCAAUAACAGAUUUUCUUAUCACUUCCGAACAUUCCUCAUUAAAUAUUGAUGAACAAGUAUUAGAAAAUAGUAAACAAGAAGAUAUAUCAAUAUGUGAAAAUGUUUAUGAACCAUCAAAUGAAUCAAAUCUAUCGAGUGGUAAAGAAAAAUUAGGUCAUCGUCGUGUUGAUGAAACAGGACAAGUAACAUAUAAACGUUUUAUGGUCGAUGAUCUUAUGAGAUCAUUACAAAUUGGUUUGAAUUAUAUUCUUGGUAAACAUAAUCAACCUCAACGUCAGGUACUUUAUCAAGAUUAUCAACAAGUUGAAUAUCAAGAUUUUCCACCAGAAGGUUCAAAAUCUACUCCUAAACAUUCAUAUGCUGAAUUUCGUUUAAAAGCUUAUGCACCAACAGCAUUUCGAUUUUUUCGUAAUGCAUUUGAAGUUGAUCCAUCGACAUUUAUGUUAUCACUUUGUGCUAAAGAUUUACGUGAAUUACCAAAUCCAGGUGCAAGUGGUUCAAUUUUUUAUAUAACAGCUGAUGAUGCAUAUAUUAUAAAAACAGUAUCAAAAAAAGAAGCAAAACUUUUACUAGGUCUUUUACCUGGUUAUUAUAUGAAUUUAACACAAAAUCCUUUUACACUUUUACCAAAAUUUUUUGGCCUUUUUUGUUAUCAAAGUUCUAAUAAAAAUAUUCGUUUUGUUAUUAUGAAUAAUUUAGUACCAACAAAUGUUAAAUUAGCUGAAAAAUAUGAUUUAAAAGGUUCAAUUUAUAAACGAAAAGCAUCUGAAGAAGAACAUAAACGUGAAGUACCAACAUUAAAAGAUAAUGAUUUUAAAUAUCAACAUCCAUAUGGUUUAACACUCGAACCAUUUUUCUAUGAUCAAUUAAUGCAAACAAUUGAAGAUGAUAUUCGAGUAUUGAGUAGUUUUGAUAUAAUGGAUUAUUCACUUCUAUUAGCUAUUCAUAAUAUAACUGAAGAAAUGAAAUCAACACAAAAUCUAUUGUCUAUGUCACCAUUACCAUCACAAGAAAUAAUAACUGAAAAUGAAACAAAUUCAUCAGAUACAAUGACUAAUAAAUCAUCAAAUAUGCAUGAAGAACAAACAACAAUAUCAACAGAUACUAAAAUUGCUAUGGCACAAUCAUCUAAUCAUCCAACUUAUAUACAAUAUUUACGUGUUAUUGAUUUUAUUCGUGCACAACAAGAACAAUCAAUUAUUAAUACUAAACAAACAUUAACAGAUACUCCUAUUGAUAAUAAUGAUACAGCAAGUAUUAAAACAGUUAAACAAGAAUUAUCACCAGUGUUAAAUACAUUUACAGAAAAAACACCUGAAUUAAAUGAAGAAUCAUUAAAUUCUACAAAUAUGUUUUUGAAUACAGAUAGUAAAAUUCCCAUAAGUCAUCAGAUCAGUGUGUCAUCAUCAUCAUCAUCAUUCCAUUUAACUAAUGGUUUAAUCGGUGGUAAUGUUUGGUAUAAUCGACAAAGUCUUUCACGUCUUGCAAUGGCCGGUAUACCAGCUGUAAACAACAAUGGUGAUUUAUUAUUAUUAUAUGUUGGUAUCAUUGAUAUUCUACAAGAUUAUCGUCUUCGGAAAAAAUUAGAACAUGUAUUCAAAUCAACAUUAGUAACUAGGGAAGAAAUAUCUGUUUGUAAUCCAAGUCAUUAUGGUGCUCGUUUUGUCAGAUUUCUUUCGCAUAAAGUAUUUCGUAAAGGAGCUCGAACUGGAAAUACUUUACUAUCUGAUAGUCAGUCAAAUACAGAUCGUAUUACUUUUCAUAGUAGCAGAUUAUUAAAUCCAUCGUCAACAAAUCGUUCUCAAAUCAGUGAUGAUAGUUCAUCAAUAACGAACAACAACGCAAUUUAUACGCGAAAAUCUUGA